Molecule: messenger RNA, 1026 nt
Organism: Melopsittacus undulatus (budgerigar)
Lineage: Eukaryota; Metazoa; Chordata; Aves; Psittaciformes; Psittaculidae
Gene: SDHC
Product: succinate dehydrogenase complex subunit C
Exons: 6
Coding region: 39-548 (169 amino acids)
Biological process (GO): mitochondrial electron transport, succinate to ubiquinone; tricarboxylic acid cycle
Cellular component (GO): membrane
Molecular function (GO): oxidoreductase activity, acting on the CH-CH group of donors; electron transfer activity
Source: RefSeq, a predicted model, not a curated record
UGCGUCACGGGCACUUCCGGCGUGCGGAGCCUUCCAAGAUGGCGGCGCUGGCGUUGAGAUGUGCCGGGCAGCGCCGGCUCCUGGCUCGGCUCAGCCCCAGCUUCUCCAUGUCACAUGUGGUCCCGAUGGCAACGACAGCCAAGGAGGAGAUGAGUCGCUUCUGGGAGAAGAACACCAGGUCCAACCGUCCCCUGUCCCCUCACGUCAGCAUUUACAAGUGGUCCCUGCCCAUGGCCAUGUCCAUCACGCACCGCGGCACCGGCGUUGCGCUCAGCUUAGGGGUCUCCCUCUUCGGCCUGGCCGCGCUGGUGCUGCCACAGCCCUUCCCACACUACCUGGCUAUGGUGAAGUCUCUCAGCCUGGGCCCUGCCCUCAUCUACUCAGCUAAAUUUGCCCUGGCUUUUCCCUUCUCCUACCACACCUGGAACGGGAUCCGGCACCUGGCCUGGGACAUGGGGAAGGGCUUCAAGAUCCCACAGGUGAACCAGUCGGGGGUGCUGGUGCUCAUCCUGACCCUGCUGUCGGCUGCCGGCCUCGCAGCCAUGUGAAGGCCUCCUCUGCCUCGCUCCAUCGGGAAGCACCAUAGGAGCUGCAGGAGGGGGGGGAUCAGGCUCCGGUGGGUGUUAUCCCUGCUCCCAGUUUGUGGAUGGUCAGAGCUGCUUUUUGCCCCCCCCCCCUCGGGCUGUUUCUGUGCCCUGCUGUGUCCUGAGCUGCAGACAAAGCCGGGUCUGUGUCCCACAGGAGUGGGCUCAGGACAAGCAUCUCCAUUGAGCAGCCUGGAAGAGCCAGAGCUGCCAACGCUGGGCCUGCCGCAGGGAUGGUGGUGGGGCUGGAUGGGGCUCUGAGCCCCACGGCGUCCAUCCAUGCUCCUUAUCCUGCAGAACAUCCCGAUCCAAACAGCUCUGGGGGGAGGAACACCCCAGUUCCCUCCAUCUGGAAUGCAGGAUGCAGUUUUCCAGUGGCACCAGCUCCCGUUUGGGCUCUUUGCCACGUGUCACCUUUGCAAUAAAGCAGCUUUGAUCCUGA